This is a messenger RNA of Salarias fasciatus (jewelled blenny), 5877 nucleotides long. Its product is annotated as LIM zinc-binding domain-containing Nebulette-like. Gene Ontology annotation, cellular component: focal adhesion; Z disc. The record is from RefSeq and is a predicted model, not a curated record. Gene Ontology annotation, molecular function: actin filament binding. The transcript has 51 exons. Gene Ontology annotation, biological process: cardiac muscle thin filament assembly. The coding region runs from base 244 to 5790 and encodes 1848 amino acids. NCBI's taxonomy places the organism in Eukaryota, Metazoa, Chordata, Actinopteri, Blenniiformes, Blenniidae.
GGGGACUUCUCAGUAGGAUGCAGAGCAGCUCGAAAACUUCUAUUCAUCAUUAAAAGCUGUUGUUCUGUUUCGCUGUAGACAAAGUAUAAGGAGGCAGGAAAGAAGGAGGUGAGCAGCUGCUUGUACUCUCAGCUUCCGGAAACGCUGCAGACUCAACACGCCAAAGAGACGACCGAGCUGCUCAGCGAGGUCAAGUAUAAGGAGGACGGGAAGAAGGAGCUGUCCAGCUCGCUGUACUCCACCAUGCCCCAGACCUCCGAAACCAGCUUCGCCCGGGAGAUGAGUGACAUGCAGAGCGAGGUUAAAUACAAAGAGAGCGGGAUGAAGAGUCUCUCUCAGUCAGCCUACAGCCAGCUGAAGGAAACCUCCGAGAUGCAGUUUGCUAAAAACGUGGCCGAGCUGCAGAGCGAGAUGAAGUACAAAAAGGGGAAGAAGGACGUUUCCGGCUCCCUGUACUCCACUCUGCCUCAGACUCUGGAGACGCUGCACGCCAAAGAGGCGUCCGACCUGCAGAGUGAGCUGAAGUACCGAGCUGCCCUGAAGAAAGAACUGUCCUCCAGUCUGUUCCACCAGCUGCCAGAGACCCCCGAGACCGCCCACGCUAGAGAAGUCUCCGAGCUUCUCAGCGAGCUGAAGUACAAAGAGGACGGGAAGAAGGAGAUGAGCAUCAACCUGUACUCUGUGCUUCCAGAAACCAUCGAAACACAACACGCCAAGGAGGCCUCCAAGCUGCAGAGCGAGGUGAAAUACAAAGAAGACAUGAAGCAGAAGCUUCACAGCAGUUUGUACCACCAGCUGCCGGAGACCACCGAGACACAGCUGGCCAAACAGCUGUCCGAGCUGCAGAGCGAGACGAAGUACCGCGAGGCGGGCAAGAAGGAGGUGAGCAGCAACCUGUACUCCCUGCUGCCUCACACUCUGGAAACGCUCCACGCCAAGGAGGCUGCAGAACUGCGGAGCCAGAUGAAGUACCAGGAAGCAGGGAGGAAGGAGCUGUCCAGCUCGCUGUACUCCGCCAUGCCCGACACCUCAGAAACCAGCUUCGCCCGGGAGAUGAGCAACAUGCAGAGCGAGAAUAAGUACAGGGAGGAUGGGAAGAAAAGCCUCAGUCACAGUUUCUACUCUCAGCUGCCUCAGACGUCAGACACGGAGUUUGUGAAGAGUGUUUCUGAGCUUCAGAGCGAGAUGAAGUACAAAGAAGCAGGAAAGAAAGGCGUGAGCAGCUCUCUGUACGCCACGCUGCCUCAGACUCUGGAGACGCAGCACGCUCAGGAAGCGUCCGACCUGCAGAGCCAGCUGAAGUACAAGCAGAAGAGCGAUGCGUCCAGCCUUUACCACCUGAUGCCGCAGACCAGCGACUCGGAGUUCGUGCGGCAGCAGACGGAGAUGCUCAGCGAGGUGAAAUACAAGGAAGAAGGGAAGAAGGAGAUGAGCGUGAACCUGUACUCCCUGGUCCCGGACACGCUGGACAGCCGGCACGCCAAGGAGCUGACGCAGAUGCAGAGCGAGACUAAAUACAAAGAGGCCAGUAAGAAGCAGACGGCGGCGUCGCUCUACCAUAAGCUGCCUGAAACUCUGGAGACGCAGCACGCUAAAGAAGCUUCUCAGCUGCAGAGCCAGGUUUUGUAUAAAGAGGCUGUGAAGAAGGAGCUGCAGUGUCCGGUUUACCACCAGCUCCCAGACACUCUGGAAACGCAGUUCGCUCGGGAAGUCGGCGACAUGCAGAGUCAGAACAAGUACAAGGAGGACGGCAUGAAGAGGCUCUCUCAGAGUUUUUACUCUCAGCUGCCUCAAACCUCCGAGACCGAGUUCGCUAAAAACGUGUCUGAGCUGCAGAGCGAGAUAAAGUACAAGAAGUCGGGCAGGCAGGACGCCGGCAGCAGUUUGUAUUCGGUGAUGCCUGAAACCUUGGAAACUCAACACGCCAAAGAAGUGUCUGAGAUCCAGAGCCAGGUGAAGUACAAAGAGGGGGUGCAGAAGGAGAUGAAGUCCUCCCUGUUCUCCGUUCUCCCUAAGACGCCUCAGACCGAGCUCGCCAAGGAGGUGACGCAGCUGCAGAGCCAGGUCCAGUAUAAGGAGGCCCCCUCCUCCUCCUCCUCCUCCCUCUAUCACCUCCUCCCUCAGACGACUGAGACGCUCUUCGCCAAGCACAUGUCGGAGAUCCAGAGUGAGACUCAGUACAGGAAGGAAAAAGAGGAUCUGUCCUGCUCUCUGUACGCUGUGCUUCCUGAAACUCUGGAAACUCAGUUUGUUAAAGAGAUGGCGGAGACACACAGCCAGGUGAAGUACAAGCAGGACGGGAAGCAGCAGGCGGCGGCGUCUCUUUACUCCAAACUGCCGCAGACUCUGGAGACGCAACACGCCAAAGAAGUGAUGGAGCUGCAGAGCGAGAAAAAGUACACGGGCGAAGGGAGGAAGGAGAUGAAGACGUCUCUCUACUCUCAGCUGCCUGAAACUGCAGAAACGCAGUUUGCCAGAGAAAUGACAGAGUUACAGAGUGAGAACAGAUAUAAAGAAAGUGGCAAGAAGAGCCAGACAGUGAGUGUCUACUCUCAGCUCGCUCAGACCAACGAGAUCCAGCUCGCCAAAGCUCUGUCCGACAUCCAGAGUGAGACCAAAUACAAAGAAGCGGGGAAGAAGGAGGCGUCCAGCUCGCUGUACUCCAAGCUCCCCGAGACCAUGGACACUCAGCACGCCAAGCAAGUGUCGCAGCUGCAGAGUGAGGUGAAGUACAGACAGGACGGCGUGAAGGAGGCCAGCAGCUCGCUGUAUCACCGCCUUCCCGAAACCAGCGAGACGCAGCGAGCGAAGGAGCAGCGAGACGCCUGCAGCGAGGUCAAGUACAGAGAGGACGGCAAGAAGGAGGCGGAGAAGGCCCUCUACUCCGCCCUGCCGCAGACCGCCGACACUCUGUUCUCCAGGCACGUGUCGGAGAUCCAGAGCGAGACUCAAUACAGGAAGGACAAAGAGGAUCUGUCCUGCUCUUUGUACGCUCUGCUUCCUGAAACUCUGGAAACUCAGUUUGUUAAAGAGAUGGCGGAGACGCACAGCCAGGUCAAAUACAAGCAGGACGGACUGAAGCAGGCCGGCAAUCCACUGUACCACAGCCUGCCUCAGACUCUGGAAACGGAACACGUGAAGGAGGUCACCGAGCUGCAGAGCCAGAACAAGUACAAGCAGGGUAUGAAGGAUUCGCUGUCCUCCAGUCUUUACGCUCAGCUGCCGCAGACGGCCGAGACGCAGCUCGCCGCUCAGGUGUCGGAGAUGCAGAGCGAGAGUAAAUACAGAGAGGACGGCCUGAGGGGCCUGGCACACAGCUUCUACUCGCAGCUUCCGGAGACGGCCGAGACGCAGCUCGCCAAGAGUGUGUCGGAGCUGCAGAGCGAGGCCAAGUACAAGGAGGCCAGCAGGAAGGAGGCCAGCAGCUGUCUGUACCAUCAGCUGCCACAGACCCUGGAGACGCAGCACGCUAAAGAGGCUGCAGAGCUGCAGAGCCAGGUGAAGUACCAGGAGGGGAAGAAGGAGCUGAGCUCCUCUCUGUACUCCCAGCUGCCUCAGACCGAGGAGAUCAGGUUCGCUCAGGCCGUGUCCGAGCUGCAGAGCCAGACUAAAUACAAGCAGAAAGGCCGGCAGGACGCCAGCGACAGCCUCUUCCACCACAUGGCGGAGACCAGAGAGACGGAGUUCCUGAAGCAGAUCUCUGAGAUCCAGAGCCAGAUGAAGUACAGGAAGGACAAAGAGGAUCUGUCCUGCUCUUUGUACGCUGUGCUUCCUGAAACUCUGGAAACUCAGUUUGUUAAAGAGAUGGCGGAGACGCACAGCCAGAGUAAAUACAAGGAAGCGGGGAAGAAGGAGCUGGUCAAGUCUUUGUACUCUGUGCUGCCCGAGACCAAAGAAAGUCAACAUGCUAAAGAGCAGACGGCGCUCUGCAGCGAGAAAGCGUACAGGGAGGAGGGGAAGAAGGAGGCGGGCAGCAGUUUGUACUCUCUGAUGCCUCAAACCAUCGAGACGGCCUUCGCCAAAGAGCUGAGCCGCACGCAGAGCGACAAGAUGUACAAGGAGAAGUACAACCGAGAGAAGGGGAAGGCCGACUACACCAACAUGAAGACGCUGCCUGAGGUGGAGCACGCCAUGGAGGUCAACAGGAACCAGAGCGAGGUCAGUUACAGGAAAGACAAAGAUGAACUUCAUCACUACAACGCCGAACCGGACAGGCCGGACAUGGUGAAUGCUGCCAAGGCAGCCAGACUGGCCAGUGAGGUUCUCUAUAAGAGUAAGCAGCAGGUCCACAGCGACGAGUCUCUGCUGUCCAGGACGGACAUCCAGCACGCCAAAGAUGUCUCAAAGAUAAACAGCCAGGUGAAGUACAAGGAGAAGUUUGAGCGGCAGCUGAAGGGGCAGAAGCCUCGGUACAACCCUCUGGAGUGUGUCUCCUUCAGACACACUCAGGCUGCUGGAGCUCUGGCCAGUCAGGUGAAGUAUAAAACCAACCAGAAUCAGAAGGUUGAGGGUUCUUCAGAUUUACCAAACCUGCUGCAACUGGAACACGUCCUGAACGCUACCAAACUGCAGAGCAACGUUGAAUACAAGAAGAAGUACGAGCAGAAUAAAGCUCAUUACCACAUCGCCCUGGACACAGCUGAACAGCUCCACCACAAGGAGAACGCUGUGCUGCACAGCCAGGUGAAAUACCGGGAGGAGUAUGAGAAGAACAAAGGUCGCUCUCAGAUGGAGUUCGGCGACACGCAGACGUACAAAGUGUCCAAAGAGGCUCAGAAGCUGCAGAGUCAGACGGAGUACCGCCGGGACUACGAGGAGACGGUGAAGGGCCGAGCUCUGCUGGACGUGGAGCAGACGCCCGGGUAUCGAACCGCUCGCCACGCCAGCAGCCUGCUGAACGAGAAGGAGUACAGAAAGGACCUGGAACAGGAAGUGAAGGGGCGGGGCUUAUCUGGCGUGGGACUGGAGGAAACGCCGGAGCUGCUGAGGGUCAAAAAGGCCAAUCAGAUCCUGAACCAGAAGGAGUACACGAAGGACCUGCAGACGGAGAUCGUGGGUAAAGGGAUGGAGCUCAGCGCCGAUGUUCUGGAGAUGCAACGAGCCAAGAGAGCAUCUGAGAUCCAGAGUCAGAGGUCCUACAGGCAGACGGAGCAGCUCAGAGAACACUCGUACGGGACGGUGACCGACACCCCCGAACUGCUGCACGCCUCCUACCUCAAAGACGUCUACAGCCAGAAGAAGUACAAGGACGAGGCGGAGCGUCUGAAGGGACGCUACAGUCUGCCGUCCGAAACCCCGGAGAUGGAGAGAGUCCGAGCCAACCAGAGACACGUCAGCUCCCUGCAGUACUGCUGGGACUCCAAGCUGAUGAGAGGACUCAUGUCGUCGGUCACAGAGACUCCGGAGAUCGUACUCGCUAGAGAGAAUGCCAAGAAGAUCAGUGAGGUUCAGUACCGGGAAGAGGUGGGGCGAGGCACCGCCGUCAUGGACACACCGGAGAUGGAGCGAGUCCGACGCAACCAGGAGAACAUCAGCUCAGUGAAGUACAGACAGAGCGCGGUGAAGGCCACGAGUGUGGGACUGACUCCUGAAGUAGAGAGGGUGAGACAGAACCAGGAGAACAUCAGCUCGGUGCGGUACCAGCGCGGGCUGCAGGAGGUGAGGGGGCGGAGCUGCACCGAGCUGGACACUCCUGAGUACAGGCGUGUCAGGAGGACACAGGACUCCGUCUCCAUGGUAGCGGCCUGGUUGCCAUGGCACCCACUGAGGAUGUGGGAGGAGCUAACCUGAGUGACGUGGCACAGUGGGCUGAACUACUGCACUGAUAAUAACACCCACCGCCCGCACUGCACAGCAUGGACGACAAGGCUGUGUGUG